CUUUUUAGUUUGCUUUACAACUGAAGCCCCUACCAGUACGAAUCGCAGUAUGCUUUCCUGUUUCUUCCUUUCCCACCUUCCAUGGGAUUCAUGCCUUCUCUCGUGACCCUAGCCAGCCCACCGAGUUAACUCACCUCCACCUCUACUCACUCAUAAAAACCUUUCUCUAUCAUGUGCUCUCUCACUUUCUCUCCCCAUCUCUGUCUCCCGAUCAGCUCUCCGUAGACACAGAUAAUGGCAUCACCUCAGCAGCUCCGGAACGGCGGCGUUCACACCCCCUCGCCGGGGCACAGAAUCCAGCCUCCGUUUCACUCCACCGUCUCCGUGCACAAGCUCCGGCGCGUCAACAUUCUUAUCCUCAUAUUCCGCUUCGCCGCGUUCUGCUUCUCCCUCGCCGCCGCCGUUUUCAUGCUCUCCAAUUCGCACGACGCGGAUUCUCCCAAUUGGCACCAAUUCGACGCGUUCAGGUUCGUAGCGGUUGCGAAUGCGAUUGUCGCUGUGUAUUCGUUCUUCGAAGUCGGAGCUUCGGUUUGGGAGAUUUCCAGAGGCGCAACCGUGUUCCCUGAAGUCAUACAGGUCUGGUUCGAUUUCGGCCACGAUCAGGUGUUUGCGUACAUGUCACUGUCGGCGGCAGCAGUCGGGACGGCGUUCGCCCGGACGUUGCACGGUAUGGACACGUGUACGGAUGACAAUGCGUUCUGCGUCCAAUCCUAUAUCUCGAUCGCACUUGGAUUCGCCGGAUUCGUGUUCCUGGGCCUGUCUUCAUUGGUUUCGGGUUAUCGGGUCGUCUGUUUCGUAAUUCACGGGUCUCGUUUUCAUCUUUGAGAUGCCGUUUUGGGCCUGAUUUUUGUUAUAGGGUGUUGGUUAGAUUAUGGGUUAAUUUGGGCUCGACCCAUGUUUGAUGCUAUCAACGAGACUGGGCCUGAACAUAUCUGGACCUUGAAAUUGAUUAUAGAGUGUAAUUUUGCAUUGAAUUCAAACUAUAUAGUGGAUAGAAGCUUUUGUAAAAUUAUAUUUUUCAGGGUCAAAACUGGAAGUUUAAAUGGGAAAAUUAUAAUUUGUGGAUCAAAAUUGAUGUC
This is a messenger RNA of Ipomoea nil (Japanese morning glory), 1079 nucleotides long. Its product is annotated as CASP-like protein 4C1. The transcript has 3 exons. The record is from RefSeq and is a predicted model, not a curated record. Bases 235 to 825 code for a protein of 196 amino acids. NCBI's taxonomy places the organism in Eukaryota, Viridiplantae, Streptophyta, Magnoliopsida, Solanales, Convolvulaceae.